Uncinocarpus reesii 1704 is the source of this 2220-nucleotide messenger RNA. RefSeq lists its product as uncharacterized. The record is from RefSeq and is a predicted model, not a curated record. Bases 1 to 2220 code for a protein of 739 amino acids. Gene Ontology annotation, cellular component: COG complex. Lineage: Eukaryota; Fungi; Ascomycota; Eurotiomycetes; Onygenales; Onygenaceae. The transcript has 2 exons. Gene Ontology annotation, biological process: intra-Golgi vesicle-mediated transport.
AUGGCUGCUGGCAGCCCAGCUCCAGAAGAUAUGGCGGCCUCGCCGCCGCUAUCAAACGCAGGGUCCCUCGCAAAGCCUACUGCACUGUCCAAUCGCCUCAACACCGUCCUGUCAACUUCGUACACUGACUCGGAUAUACGAGAUGCAUUGGAGACCCUCGACAAGAGAGGGCUGGAAAAUACGGCAGACACGCGGAGGACACUAAGACUGGAUAUCCAGAAAGAAGUCAUAGACUCCAAUGGCAGCAUUAUUCAGGAUUUCGGAAAGGUCGCAGAGCAACUCACGCGCAUCGGAGCGGUCAUAUCCCAACUGAAUACAAUAUGCGAGGAUAUGCGCCAACAUAUCACCCUUGCACGACAGGAAACUGGCCCAGUUCUCGACGAAGCGUCUGCUUUGAUUUCACAAAAACACGAAGUAGAGACUAAGCAACAGCUACUUGACGCCUUCAAUAAGCAUUUUGUGCUUUCCGACGAUGAUAUAUCUGUGUUGGUUUCGUCUGCUGAACCGGUCGACGAUACUUUCUUUCGAGUGCUCUCCCGCCAAAAGCAGAUACACAAAGAUUGCGAGGUGCUCCUUGGUGGUGAAAACCAGCGCCUGGGAUUAGAGAUCAUGGAACAAAGCUCAAAGAAUCUGAAUUCAGCAUUUAUGAAGCUAUAUAAAUGGAUACAGCAGGAAUUCAAAUCUCUGAAUCUCGAAGAUCCUCAAAUGAGCGGCUCGAUAAGAAGGGGGCUUCGAGUUCUAGCGGAGCGACCCAGCUUAUUCCACAGCUGCUUGGACUUCUUCGCUGAAGCCCGGGAGUAUAUUCUAUCGGAUUCCUUCCAUUAUGCCUUGACUGCAGAAAUCUCUGGCGAACGACCUGAUCCGAACGCCAAACCCAUAGAAUUUUCAGCCCACGAUCCCCUUCGUUACGUGGGGGAUAUGCUCGCUUGGGUGCACUCCGCGACUGUUUCUGAGAGAGAGGCUCUAGAAGCGCUGUUUAUUUCAGACGGAGGCGAACUUGCAAAAGGCAUCGAGGCAGGCAUAAUCAGUGAACCAUGGUCCCUCAUCAACGAGGAGCAAACUGUUUUCGACGGCCAAAAAGCGCUACAGGAGCUCGUGACGCGUGACAUGAGUGGAGUGGCUCGUUCGUUAAAGCAGAGGGCUGAACUUGUUGUCCAGGGCCAUGACGAGCUGGUGACUCUCUAUAAAAUUAUGAAUCUCUUAGCGUUCUAUCAGAUUACGUUUUCUAAGCUUAUUGGUGACGGCUCAGCUUUGGUGGAAACAGUCACGUCGCUGCAAUCCGUCGCUUUUAAACGGUUCGAAGCGUUGAUCCAUGAUCAAACCGCCACAAUUAUGGGGGAUCCAUCGGGUUUAAUUCCUCCGGAUGAUUUGAGCGCUCCAGAAUUCCUAACUGAUGCGCUCGACGACCUCGUUCCACUUAUGAAGGCAUACGAUUCGUCUGUUCAACAUGAACCCACGGACGAUACAUCACAGGAUGAAAAUAAAUUUAGCCCCAUUAUUCGAACCGCUUUGGACCCCUUCCUUGACCUCGCAAAAACAUCUUCUAACGCAAUCAGCAACCUCACUUCAAAAAUCAUAUACCAGACUAACUCGCUUCUGGCCGUUCAUGCUGCCAUUUCCCCGUUUCCAUUCGCUUGCGCCACGCAUAUGCCUCCACUAUCAGCUGCCCUGGCUUCGUUAAGAACCAACCUCCUUGACAUCCAGCAUGAUUUCCUCCUCAAAGAAUCCGGACUACAACCUCUAGUAACAGCACUUGAGCCGUUUACGCCAGGCAACACAGCCCAACCUUCAGCGGAAAAUACCACCCCAGACCAUCCUACACAGGCACGCCAUUUGGCCGAUAUCCCUUCGCUGCCGGAAUUUCAGCCGGCGUUCCUGUCCACUGUCAGCCAGCAGCUCGACGAUUUCCUCCCUUCGGCACUGGUGGAUGCCACGGAGAACUUGAAACGCAUCCACAACCGCGGAUUGGUAAAGAGUGUAACCGAGGAGGCCGUUGAAGAAUUCUGCCGCGAUUUUGAAUUUGUUGAAAGCAUGAUUGUGGGCGCGGAUGAGGCGAAGGAGAAGAUGAACGUUGCGGGAACGGUUGGCAGCUCGGCGGUUGGGAAGGAAAAGGAUGCAAAUGAUGCGCUGGGCGAUGAAAGUGGUGAACAGGCGGGUGUCUGGAGCUUGCGGGCGUUGUUCCCGCGAACGACGGGAGAGAUUAGAGUGCUCUUGAGCUGA